GGAAGUGCUCCAAUAGAGGAAGGAUGCAGCUUAUACACUUGUGUGCUGCUUCUGCAGUUUUACAACUAAAACUUCUGAGAACACUGUGAAUGGUUUGACGUGAGGCGAUCUGUGGAAUGCAUGUUUAAAAUGCAGAUCAGUUCAAGCUUUACAAUUCUCUUUAUGUUAGUGUCAAAUAUUUUGUGUACAGGCUAUGGAAAUGAGGACUGGGCUAUCACCAUCAAUCCGCCAGAAAUUAUUGCAGUUCCAGGAUUAUGUGCUCUGAUUUCAUGUACCUUCACCUAUCCAAAUGAAGCAAACCCUAUUGAUAAUGUUCAGUGGAUUGUGUGUAGUAAAGAUGAUCAAUGUAAAAAAAAAAUUUCAAGUAUUAUCGAGGGGAAAGUGAGUACACAACACAAAAACACAAUUGAAGAGAAGGAAACAGAAACCGAACGGAUUAAGAUGCUUGAACCUGAUCUGACCAAAAACAACUGCAGCAUCAUCAUGAAAGACAUAACAGCAGAAGAUGAAAAUAUCUAUGCAUUCAGAGUGGAGGGGCCAACUCCACAUAAAAACACGUAUACACCCACAGUUAAAGUCAUCAUUCAAGACGAGCCUAAAAUAGAUAUUCCUCCUCUCAGCGAAGGAGUGGAAGCCAAUCUGACAUGUUCGGCUCCUUUUCCUUGCCCUGAAACUCCACCUAAAAUAACAUGGUGGAUCCAGACAAGAGGAGAAAAUAUCACCAACCUCGAGUAUGACAAAAUCACUUUGAAAACCUCCAGAAGCCUUUACAUCUCAACUUUACCCUUGACUCCAACCUCCAAAAUGCACAACGGCACUGUAGGAUGUGAUGCGAGCUAUGGAAACAAAACCAUCAGGACCAGUGGGACCCUGCAAGUAACGUAUGUACAGACUCUUCAGAUUCUGGGCGAAGACAAAGUAAUGGAAGGUGACACUCUCCGCCUGAACUGCACUGUUGAGAGUCACCCACCGUCCACUAAUCCUGUAUGGAGUUUCAACGGAAUCAGGAACGACACGUCUGCAGAAAAUCUUAUGAUUAAAAAUGUGACAAAGGAGCAUGCUGGGAUAUAUGUCUGUCAGAUGACUUAUAUGAUGGAGACUUUGAAUGCAUCCAUCACGAUCAAUGUCUUUAAUGACACAAAAGAAUUGAAAAUAAACAAGUCCUUCACUACCGGAGGUGAAAACUUGAAAAAUUCCACUGAAAACAAAAAUUCCACAGGUAUAGAAGGUUUUUUGAAGAUUUUUGGCAUCUCAACCAACCAGAUACUCACAUUUGUGGCCGGAAUGGCAUUUUCAGCAAUCAUCUUCUCAAUGAUUUUGUGUUGUUGGGUGUCUUGCCACAGAGACAAAAGACACAAAGUGCCGACAGAAAAUCCAGACACUGAUAUCAAUUUGGAGACAGUGCAGACAGAUGUAGCUCAGAGUGGAACCAAUGAACAGACACCUCUUCAUGGACAGCUUGAUGGAGGGACCACAGACACAGCAGCACCAACAGAUGGAGCACAGAACGGGGAAGCAGUCGAGAUGCAAGCAGGAGAGGUGGACUACGCCAGCAUCGACUACUCCCUUUUAAAGAACAGAGCGCCUGAAGAGGGAGAGAUGGAACCGACAGACACAGACUACGCUGAGAUCAAGAGGGAGAAGAUAGGAGAAGAUGGGAAGCAAAGGGAGGCCCUUCAGGAUGGAGAUGACCAGAUUGAAACACCCAACCAGAAACAGAUGGAGGGAGAGGAAGAACUUUAUUCUAAUUCUCAGAUGCUUCAAAGUUAAGGUGCUACAAGUUUUAACUACACAUAACAACAUUUUGUUUUGUUUUAGGCAGAUGUUUAAGAAAAUAAAUAAUGUGUUACUUUAGAGCUUUUAUCCCUUAUGUGUCUAUCAAAAAAUGUUGGUGAUUGCAACAUAAUACAGAAUGUUUCAUUAAUGUCCAACAUCUGUUUUUUUUCUCAUACAAUUACAAUUCUCUUUAUUUCUUCUUCCCAUUUUCUGCAUGUGGUGUUAAAUAUCUAUUUAAGGAAGUUUCUGAGCUUACUAAAACUGCUGCAAAUAUGUAUUACUAAAUAAAAAAAAGGUUUCUGAUA
Pimephales promelas (fathead minnow) is the source of this 2081-nucleotide messenger RNA. Lineage: Eukaryota; Metazoa; Chordata; Actinopteri; Cypriniformes; Leuciscidae. The record is from RefSeq and is a predicted model, not a curated record.